This is a messenger RNA of Gigantopelta aegis, 686 nucleotides long. RefSeq lists its product as uncharacterized. The coding region runs from base 159 to 608 and encodes 149 amino acids. Gene Ontology annotation, molecular function: calcium ion binding. The transcript has 5 exons. The record is from RefSeq and is a predicted model, not a curated record. NCBI's taxonomy places the organism in Eukaryota, Metazoa, Mollusca, Gastropoda, Neomphalida, Peltospiridae.
GCAAAAGUGUCAGCUAUCGGAGUACGGAUGGAACGUGCAAAAGGAAAUAAGCGUUUGACCACGUGACCAGUUUAUAGAGAUAAAUAACCGAAACCUAGUCGUUUGGUCAUUUCAACGUGUUCGAAACAAAAUUUGGUGUGAUACAAUUCUCAUUGAAAAUGAAGACUGCUUAUUUCUUCGUACUUCUGUUGGCCUUGACCUUCGUCCCCGAGCACGUGGAUGGUUGGUUUUUCCGGUCUGUACGCAGAAUUCGCAUCAGUCCGUACCACACGCUGGGUUGUAUGGCGGCCUGCAAGUGGGCCAGGAGCUGGGCGUGUAAGGCCUGCAAGAGGAAAAGGGGACUCGAUGUGCCGGAUGCAAAUGAGGAUAUAGACGUGGUUAUGCACGAUCUGGAUUUGGACGGAGAUGGUUUUGUUGAACUUGUCGAGAUCGCUCACGUGACCGGCCUGAAAAUGUCCAAUCCAAUUCUACUGGCUAAAUUCCGCAAAGCCGAUACAGACGGUAAUGGCAAACUGGACGUUCCUGAAUUGGCAGUUUUCCACUUCGAGAACAAAAAGGAAUUUCUGGAAGCCUUUGCCGAGCAAGCACAUACGGCUGUGAAGCGAUGAUGCAGCACUGUUACGACGCAUGUUGGAAUACCACAUGUCGUUCAUGGGCGACGGUUUUCAAUAAAAUAUAAAAGCCUA